This is a messenger RNA of Chenopodium quinoa (quinoa), 602 nucleotides long. RefSeq names its product serine/threonine-protein phosphatase 7 long form homolog. The transcript has 2 exons. NCBI's taxonomy places the organism in Eukaryota, Viridiplantae, Streptophyta, Magnoliopsida, Caryophyllales, Amaranthaceae. The coding region runs from base 40 to 435 and encodes 131 amino acids. The record is from RefSeq and is a predicted model, not a curated record.
UGUUUUGAGUUGGUGGAGGCUCACCUCCCCGACAGAGUCAUGCGACAGUUCGGCCUUUGUCAAGCCAUCCCCGCCCCGUGUGACACGAGUGUCCAGUUGCACAGGACAGACCGACGAGGAAAGGGGGAGGUUAACUGGGCAAUUCAGCAUGCCCCUUACAUUGACAUGUGGGACCAGCGGCUGCAGCACGUCGCGGAUGGUGCGCCUGUCCAAGGCCUGAUGGAGUAUCACGAUCCAUACAUGGUAUGGUACAGGAGCAUUACCCGACGCUUCAUCAACCCUAACUACACCCCACCCUCAACGCAUUACCACCCAGCUUUUGGAGACAUCAGUGGAUAUGCGUCUGAUAUGCUUGCUAUACAUGAUGCACUAGAAGUCUUGAGCAUAUCAUAUCCCACCAUACCGCAGUUGGAUGACAUUCACGCAAUUGAGUAGCUUACAGAGACAUGGUCAUGGCCAUCUUAUCCCCCAGGGCCGGGACCAAUCACACCGCCGUUCACACCGUGAGGUAGGCAGCAGUAGUAGGGGACAGACUCACACGUCCCCUACAGGGUCCCCCCUGUUUUUUGAUGAUCAGGAAGAUAUCGCCAUCCACAUGUCUG